AUGAACAUGUUUAUAAAAACUUGUGUGAAAGAUAUUCACAACACUAGGAUAUAUGUUUUUAAUUAUAUUUCUUACUGUUUUCAAGCUUGGAGAAUGGGUUUUAUUAGGAAAUCGAGCAAAACUUUACGGGCAAAUAGAAACAAAAUGCCUAACAAAUGUGUGUUCAGGUGUAAGUACAUAUUCAACUCGUGGGGUCUGUCAGUUCCUAGAGUAUUAAGGAAGAAUGGCGACAAAGAUGAAAUAGAAAAGUAUUCUCUUGUUAAAAAACUAUGCCUGAACGCAGAAUUUGACGAAGCUAUCUCGAAAGUUAAGAAAAUAUUGCUGUUUGAGUCAACUUCGGCCAGCAGUAUACCUAUAUUGAACGGGCUUCUCCAUUCAUUGUUUCAGUAUAACAGAUUUAGAGAGAUUGCCGAGUUGAAGGUGUUGAUGGAUACACAUGGGAUUAUAGGGGAUAGAUCAACAUACUUGGUACUUGUUGACAGUUAUGGAGAAUUGAAUAACCUGCAAAUGGUGUUAAAACUUUUGGAUGAAAUGUCUCUUGUUGGUAUUAAGCCUCACCAUAGAUCUUACAUGGUGUGUAUCAGGUUAAGCCUUAAAGAAAAACUAUUUUUGGAUGCUCUGAAGCAUUUUCUUCUCAUCGAAAGUGUUCAUGUUGAAAGUAACGAUGAAUUUACUGCUUCCAUGAUCAUGGCAUUUGUUGAGAAUGACCAAUCUGAUAUCUUUUAUUCUCUUCUUGAGCAUUUAAUUGAACACAAAACAAGAUUUGGUCAGAAGACAGCAGCAGCUAUUCAAAGAUACUUUGAUAGAGACCCUCAAUGGCAUUCCAACGAAACAAAAAUUUCUGCAAGUGGUCAAUGCCAGAAUUGCAAGGAGUCGCUUCAGGCUGGCAAAUGUCGAAAACCGGAAGAACAUUUGAGCAAUUAUUUUCAAAAUAUAUUGGUUUCCGAAUUACAAAAAGACGCUCGAAUGAAAAGGACGGCAGAUGAUUUGAAAAAACUUCGAAAUUUCAUUGAUAAAAAUGGCCCAUUUACCGUUGUUGUGGACGGCCUGAAUGUUGCGAUGCAUCCGCUUUUCGGGAUUAACUUGAACUCGUUGUGUAGAUUGGUCAAGGUUUGUUCGUCUAAAGGGGAAAAAAUCUUGAUUAUUGCUGGAAAUCAUUUGAUUCGUCCGAAACAAUCAAAGACAGCGACGACAUCAGAACAUGAGAAGGCUUUAAAGUACAUCAACAGCAUCGCCUCAACUUAUUUCGUCAAACACAAUCGAAGAGGUGUGGACGAUCUCUUCCUCAUCAACGCCGUGUUGUACUUGUGCCGUGAAGAUUUCAACGUUCGCCUCAUCAGCAACGAUAAGUUCAUGGAUCAUCAAGCAAAGAUGAGCCCGCAGACUUUGCGUUACUUUCAGCAUUGGCUCGAGGACCAUCAGAUAAGUUUGCGUUGGUUUGAUGACGUCAGAAUGAAGGCCUUACCGCAGAAACGGAAAUUAAUUGAAAGAUCGAUGCAGAAAACUACAAAUUCGUGGCAUUUUCCUUCGAGCGAUGGUAAUGAUUGGAUAUGCGUGAGAAGAGCUCGUGAAGAUUUAGAAGCUGACGUGUGAAAACUACACAACAAGAGCUGAUGUGUGAAAACAACACGACAAGAGGCGAAGGCGGCAAACCUCGCUGAUUUCGGAUUCUUCUCGCUUGAGCAAUAGUUUGUUAUAAGCAGCCUGCCACCUGGUUUUAACCAUCUCUGGGAGAAGAGAAUGAUUGAUUUCAAGAUAAGGGAACGGACCGUAAGUACAAUCAUGGCAAUAAAAAAAAUCGGCGGGAGAAAUAGUACUCGCCGUGACUUACAAAGCAAGCCUUUAUAAGACGUUUCUGGUCCGCAAUAUGCAUAAGUACUUCUUUGCUGUAUAUGACAUCAAAGGAGUUCGGUUUGUAAUUACGAUGUGUGACGUCACCGAUUUCAAAAUGUACCUAACAUAAAUAUAAAGAAACCGAAAACCGUCAGUCAUUCAAACUACAAUCAGAGUAUAGCGUGCAAUCAUGUUUUCAGAAUUAUGUUUUCAAUAAAAUGCUUGCGUAACACGAGAGCAUUACCAUAGAUCCUGCUCAGGUAGGAUUUCAAACCUGUUCA
This is a messenger RNA of Xenia sp. Carnegie-2017, 2114 nucleotides long. RefSeq names its product mitochondrial ribonuclease P catalytic subunit-like. Gene Ontology annotation, molecular function: protein binding; ribonuclease P activity. Gene Ontology annotation, cellular component: mitochondrial ribonuclease P complex. The record is from RefSeq and is a predicted model, not a curated record. NCBI's taxonomy places the organism in Eukaryota, Metazoa, Cnidaria, Anthozoa, Malacalcyonacea, Xeniidae. Bases 1 to 1593 code for a protein of 530 amino acids. The transcript is spliced from 8 exons. Gene Ontology annotation, biological process: tRNA 5'-leader removal; mitochondrial tRNA 5'-end processing.